AUGGACUUUGCAGACAGAGCACCGCUAUCUUUAGAUAGAGAUAGAGUUACAUGUAUACUUUUGAUUAAUACUCAUUUAAUUAAAAAGUGCUGUAAUAUUCACAACACUAUGCUUAAUAAUCCACAAUUUAUGCAACAGAUUUCUCCAGAAAACAGAGCUAUGCUUACCAAUACAUAUAAUCAUUACAUAAGAAGACUCCAAUGUAAUUUAGCCACUUUAAAUUAUAUUUAUGAAAAGUAUCAUUCUCCACAGCCACUGCAGCAAAGCUCAAAAGCAAUUUUUCCUAUCAUUCUAUCAGCUCCUCAAGAUAUGCCUGAGUUGAAUCAAUUAUAUUCCAAGCUUCAAGAGUUGUAUCCAGAAGGAGUUCAAUAUUUUAAAAUGAAAUUUGAAGAAAGUAGAAAACAGCAAGCUUUCCAACAACAACUGCAGCUACAACAACAACAACAUCAACAACAUCAACAACAACAACAAUCCAUGCAUGCACCUCAACAACAAUCACAACAAGUACCACCACCUCCACAACAAGUACUUCAACAACAACAACAAUCACAGCAACAGUCACCUCAAACUAUUCCUCAAAUGAUGCCCCAACAACUGGUACCUCAAUCACAACAACAACAAGUACCUCCACCACAAACGCAAUCACAAACACAAUCACAGGCCCCUCCACCACCUCCUCAACAACAGCAACAGCAACAACAUCAACCUCAGCAGCAACAGCAGGCACCACCUCAAUCAAUACCACCAACACAGCUGCAACCUCCACCACAGUCGUUUGAUGAUAUACUUUUAACUGAUGGAUUUAAUCCAUCCAAUGACUCAAUGCCAAACUCGUCUGGACCAAAUGAAUUCAACUCUAAUUAUAACAACAAUGGCAUGAACUCAUUUCAAAUGUCUACACUUUCUCCUCAGCAAAUAUUACAACAAGCAAAUUCAAGCGAGCCAACUUCUUCAUUGGUUCAAGACUUCUUGUUCUAG
This is a messenger RNA of Candida tropicalis MYA-3404, 978 nucleotides long. RefSeq lists its product as uncharacterized. Lineage: Eukaryota; Fungi; Ascomycota; Pichiomycetes; Serinales; Debaryomycetaceae. The record is from RefSeq and is a predicted model, not a curated record. The transcript has a single exon. The coding region runs from base 1 to 978 and encodes 325 amino acids.